AAUAACAGAACAACCAGUAGUACUAGUGCAAACUAAACCAUGGAAUCUGGAGAAGAAGGGGUCCAUGAACCCAUCUUGAUCGAAGGUCGUCAUGGAAUUGACUAUAGACUUGAGAGGGUGUUAUCUGACGCGCAGUUGCCAUAUUUCAAGCGUCUGCAGUUGGCCUCAUGGCUGGAACUAAAGCUACUCUUCCCGCUGGCUGCACCAGCUGUCUUGGUUUACUUGAUCAACAACUUCAUGUCCCUUUCUACCCGCCUCUUCUGCGGUCAUCUUGGGAAUCUUCAGCUUGCUGCUGCUUCUCUCGGCAACAGCGGAGUUCAACUCUUAGCCUAUGGCCUCAUGCUAGGCAUGGGAAGCGCAGUGGAGACUCUAUGUGGGCAAGCCUAUGGUGCUCAGAGGUAUGAAAUGCUAGGCAUAUAUCUCCAAAGAGCAACAAUCGUCCUUCUUCUAACCGGACUCCCACUGAUGAUGAUUUACAUAUUCUGUAAACCCAUCUUGAUCAUACUUGGUGAAACAGAGGAGUUGGCAUCUGCAGCUGCAGUGUUUGUUUGGGGUCUGAUCCCACAAAUCUUUGCGUAUGCUGUCAACUUUCCCAUACAAAAGUUCCUGCAAGCACAAAGAAUUGUGGCUCCAAGUUCAUGCAUAUCAGCUGCAACUCUUGGGGUGCACUUGUUGUUGAGCUGGGUGGCUGUGUACAAGUUGGGAUUGGGAUUGAUAGGUGCAUCACUUGUUUUGAGUUUAUCUUGGUGGAUAAUAGUUGGGGCGCAAUUUGGAUACAUCCUGAUUAGCGGUGAGUGUAAGCACACGUGGACUGGGUUUAACGUGAUGGCAUUUUCUGGGCUUUGGGAAUUUUUCAAACUCUCAACUGGAUCGGCUGUGAUGUUAUGCUUGGAGACAUGGUACUUUCAAAUACUAGUUUUGAUUGCUGGCCUGCUCGACAAUCCUCAACUUGCAUUGGACUCUCUUGCCGUUUGCAUGUCAGUGAUGGGGUUGUUGUUCAUGGUUUCAGUUGGGUUCAAUGCUGCAGCAAGUGUGAGGGUGAGCAACGAGCUGGGUGCUGGGAACCCAAAGUCAGCAGCAUUUUCAGUAGUAAUGGUGAACUUGGUUUCUUUCAUAAUUGCCGUGAUAGAAGCUGUGGUGGUACUUGCUCUACGCCAUGUCAUCAGCUACGCCUUCACAAGUGGUGAGACAGUGGCCAAUGCAGUUUCACAACUCUGCCCUUACUUGGCUUUUACUCUUAUUUAAAUAAAAUAUUAAAAGUUAACAAAAAUACCUCCUAUUGACAAAGGGGUGGCGGUGGGAUGUGGAUGGCAAGCUUUUGUGGCAUAUGUAAAUGUAGGAUGUUAUUACGUUGUUGGGAUUCCAUUGGGGUGUAUUCUUGGCUUCAAGUUCGACCUUGGUGUAAAGGGAAUAUGGUCUGGGAUGAUCGGAGGAACAGCAAUGCAAACCAUCAUUUUGCUGUGGGUAACAUUUCGCACGGACUGGAACAAAGAGGUGGAGAAAGCAAUGACGCGGUUGGAUAAAUGGGAGGACAAAAAGGAGCCUCUUUUGAGAAGCUGAACUGUAGCUGAAGCAACGGCAAUUCUGGGGAAAGUAGUUUAAUUGAAAAUGGUCAAGCCAAAAAGGCCAAGACCUUUGGCCACCGACUUUCCUGCCAUUAGCAAUUAAUUAAACUAUUGAUGCCAAUUAUGCUGUCCAUUUUAAAGCAUCGAGUUGAUGCUACCUUACAAUUAUUUUAAUUUGCACAACUACCAAAUUUAUUUGGUAGAUACAUAAUAUUCA
This is a messenger RNA of Pistacia vera, 1782 nucleotides long. RefSeq names its product protein DETOXIFICATION 40-like. Gene Ontology annotation, biological process: xenobiotic detoxification by transmembrane export across the plasma membrane. Gene Ontology annotation, cellular component: membrane. NCBI's taxonomy places the organism in Eukaryota, Viridiplantae, Streptophyta, Magnoliopsida, Sapindales, Anacardiaceae. Gene Ontology annotation, molecular function: antiporter activity; xenobiotic transmembrane transporter activity. The record is from RefSeq and is a predicted model, not a curated record. The transcript has 7 exons.